Penicillium griseofulvum is the source of this 2508-nucleotide messenger RNA. Its product is annotated as UNC45-central domain-containing protein. Lineage: Eukaryota; Fungi; Ascomycota; Eurotiomycetes; Eurotiales; Aspergillaceae. The record is from RefSeq and is a predicted model, not a curated record. The transcript is spliced from 2 exons. Bases 1 to 2508 code for a protein of 835 amino acids.
AUGGUUCAAGCAACGGGAGAAGAACGCGCUGUACACCUGGCCCGAGAGGCUGUCGAACUGGUCGACGCGGGUCACCGAGAGGCUGCUUCUCGUAAUCUUAGAGAGGCCCUUUCGAUCGCUCCUGAAAAUCCUCAAGUGAAAGCUGCCUUCCUGAAAGUUCAGCAUGAAGACAAAGACGGUCACCAGCUUCUCGAUCUUUGCCGCCGAUACACCACACAGAAAGAUGAAAAGGCAGGCAAAGAAGCUGCUAUCUAUCUUCGGACAGAUGGCCUGAAAUCCCCGGAAACUGUCGCUUUGGAAUGCCUCAAAUUGUUGCUCGCACAGCGCCCGCACUCUCUCUCGACGACACAAGAUGAGAUCAUAUCUGGAUUGGUGCGACAGAAUGUCAGUGUUCGACAAUACUUCUCUACAGAGCUUCAGACUUCUGUCACAACAUUCUUCGAUGAGAUUUACGACCGAGGUGAUGGAGCAGCGGUGUGUCUGGACACCGUGGUACUGGACCCCACCGUGUGGACAUCGGAGGAAACACGAUCCCACUGCGAGAGCGAACUCUUCCAGCUUUUCAUUGCCAAGCUGAUGGAAUCAGGCCAUGAUCUGGAUGGACGCUCUUUAAAGGGAAUUACUCGACUACUCGCUGUUCACGCUGUUGAACUCGAGCAUUUGAUCGACGAUGAAGGGUUCGAGGUGAUCCUAUCAUCCUUAGACAAUCGGUUGCCGCUAGAAGUUCGGAGCCAGGCGACCUUGGCUACUGCGAAAUAUCUCGAGGUGGCUAAAGAGACGGGCGAAAAGAAAUUUUUGACAUUGAUUAUGAAUAUCCUCGGCAAAGGCCGUGUCAGCGAUCUGAUCGUUGCUUUCUCUGCGGUGGCCGCCGUCUUCCCCGUGGCUCCCUCUGCAGCUGCCAACCUCUUCUUGUCGGAAGAAUUCAUGGCAUUCCUCCUCCCGAUGGCAUCGCGAAAUCCCAAGAGCAAAAAAGUGGAACUUCCCGUUCUGGAGCUUCUUAAUGCGGCUUGCAUUAACCGUCCGUGCCGCGAGGCUGUUUCAAAGAAAUUUGGGGAAUGGUUAUCACAUGUCCUGACUAAUGGAAGUGAUGAUUGCUCGGAAUUGGCUGCAGUGACCCUGGCAAAGAUUCGGGCAUCCGAGCCUGAGAAACCCUCGGCUGGCAACGGUAAGGUCUUGGAACAAGACAGCGAGUCUGAACUAGUUCACCGAUUUAUGGGACUGAUGUCUGAACAAAAGGUUGAACACAACUCUCACGCAAUCGAAGGAUUGGCUUAUACUUCGGUAAAGCCGUCCGUUAAGGAUCAACUUGCCAAUGAUCCGGUUUUCCUACGAAACUUCAUUGCGGCUAUGAAACAAAACACCGGCGACUCAUCCGUGCUCUAUGGCGGCUUGAUGGUCGUUUUAAACCUCACCAAAUUCUUACCCAACCUAUCUGAAGAGCAAAAGAAGAUGGCACAGCUGAAGGACUACGCGGACCCAUCUACCGCGAAGACAGCACCAGCAAUCGAUAUUCGAGACGAAGAGGAAGCUGUCCUGAGACGAUGUGGGGCUGUUAUCGACGCAGGAAUCAUGACUCUGCUUGUUGAGUGCGGCCGGCUUUCGUUGCCUUCCACCAAUGAGCUCACGGCAAAGAUUCUACAGAACCUGACUAGGCCUCAAAAGUCCCGUGGAACACUGGCCCAGCAAGGCGCCGUGAAGCUGUUACUUGGCCUUGCAGCCCCGAAGCAGAGUAGCUCUGGCCCUGUGACAAACGAAACGACACGCAUUGCAUCCCAUGCGCUGGCUCGCAUCCUUAUCUCCGUUGACCCUUCACAUGUUUUCCCAUCCUCCGGAUUUCCCCAGGUUACCUCUGCCGUCCGUCCCCUUCUAUCUCUCCUCUCAUCGCCCGAGACGGCCUCGUUCUCCGCCGACCAACCUCGCGACCUACUCCCAGUGUUCGAAAGCCUCCUAGCUCUGACGAACCUUGCUUCAUAUCCCCAUGACGACUCCGCACCCGAACUCAUGGUCCGGGAAGGCUGGGCUGCGGUGGAAGAUCUCCUUUUGUCUAGCAAUGCUCGGGUUCAGCGAGCUUCCUGCGAAUUGGUUUGCAAUCUGAUGACUUGCGAGUCCGGUAUCAUUAAGUUUGCGGAUGGCUCCAAGCAAGCGGCCCAGCGCCUUCACAUUUUAUUGGCUCUGACCGAUGCCGAUGACGCUCCGACACGACGGGCUGCCGGCGGAGCUCUUGCGAUGUUGACGGAGUUUGAUGCUGCCAUAGCUGCUGUCCUGGACCGACCACGAGGAGUUGAACUACUCUUGGGAUUAUGCCAGGAAGAUGAUGAUGCCCUGGUUCACCGAGGUGUGGUCUGCGUUCGCAACUUUACUUGCCUCGCGACAGGUGACAUAGGUACCCGCGCCAAAGCCGCCAUUCGUGCUGCCGGAGGCAUUGAUAUUCUCACUGCGUGUCUCAAGAAAACGAAGAACCAAGCGGUGCUACAGGCUGGGGUAGAGGCCCUGAAGCCACUGAUUUAA